Rattus rattus (black rat) is the source of this 3806-nucleotide messenger RNA. RefSeq names its product DEAD-box helicase 31 (gene Ddx31). Gene Ontology annotation, molecular function: nucleic acid binding; ATP binding. The transcript has 20 exons. Gene Ontology annotation, biological process: ribosome biogenesis. The coding region runs from base 455 to 2503 and encodes 682 amino acids. Gene Ontology annotation, cellular component: nucleus. The record is from RefSeq and is a predicted model, not a curated record. Lineage: Eukaryota; Metazoa; Chordata; Mammalia; Rodentia; Muridae.
GAACUGCCUGUCUGGAAAGUGCGCUCCGGGAGAGCUGACCCGCGGCGCGCCUGCGGACAAGCGGAGAAGGUGGGAGCUUCAGCGAGUCACUUUUCCUAGAGACUGGGUGCUAGGCCCGACUAAGAGCACACGGGAGAGUGAGUCUCCGUGGGUGACUGAAAUACUGAGAAGACCAGCGUGGUGGCUGAGGGAGCCCCCGCUGGGUGGGCGGCGCGCGGCCUCUUCCGGUUUCGGAGGAGUUCGGGGCCUCUUGUCUCCGGCCGGUGCGUGCAGCCGUGGCUCCCGGACCCGGAAGGGGCGGCGGCAGACCGGCAACAGCUGCGAAGAAUCUUACUCUCCACGUGCUGCUCGGGCCUCCUGCUCGGUCUGUGGCUCUGAGCUCGGACUUUGGCUACAGCCUGAAGCUCUCUCCGACCGGCCUCUCAGGACGUGCUUCGGACGCACCCACACCAAGAUGAGGCGGCAAGCAGAGGCUACCAAGAGAAAGCACCAAGUGUCCAGCGAUGCUCCACCAGCAAAACGGAGGAAUGAAAUAUCCUCUCUUUCAGCCAAGAAAGCCAGCAAUAAAGAAACUCAGAGAGCAUUUAAAGGGAGCGCACACAAACCAUUUCCUCCCAAGAAGCAUUUGGACAGUAUAGGCAAUGAAAGGCAGGAGGGGAAGCCGUGCGUUAAGACUUCGUCGCUGUUUAAAAACAAUCCCGAGAUCCCAGAACUCCACAGAACAGUGGUGAAGCAGGCUCGAGAGCAAGUGUUCUCUCCAGAAGCUUUCCAGGAGCUGGACCUCCACCCACAUCUAAUUUCCACAAUAAAUACAGUUUUAAAAAUGUCCAGUAUGACCAGUGUCCAGAAGCAGAGUAUCCCAGUGCUGCUGGAAGGCAGAGAUGCCCUUGUGCGCUCGCAGACGGGCUCAGGUAAAACUCUUGCCUAUUGCAUCCCUGUGGUCCAGUCUCUUCAAGCGCUGACAUCAAAAAUACAGCGUAGUGACGGCCCCUACGCUUUGGUCCUAGUGCCCACCAGAGAGCUGGCUCUGCAGAGCUUUGACACUGUUCAGAAGCUGCUUAAGCCAUUUACCUGGAUUGUUCCUGGAGUGUUGAUGGGCGGAGAGAAGAGGAAAUCAGAAAAGGCCAGACUCCGCAAAGGCAUAAAUAUCCUCAUCUCAACUCCUGGCCGGUUAGUGGAUCAUAUAAAAUCCACAAAGAACAUUCACUUUAACCGAGUACGGUGGCUGGUUGUGGAUGAAGCAGACAGGAUCUUGGAUUUGGGCUUUGAGAAGGAUGUCACCGUGAUUCUGAAUGCUGUAAAUGCUGAGUGUCAGAGGCGGCAGAAUGUCCUCCUGUCGGCGACACUCACGGAAGGUGUAACUCGGCUGGCUGAUAUCAGUUUGCACAAUCCAGUCAGUAUCUCUGUCCUGGACAAAAGUUGGGACCAGCCCAAUCCUAAGGAAGUUGCUAGUAUCCACCUGGACAGCUUUGCCAUACCAGAGAGUCUCGACCAGUAUGUGGUGUUGGUUCCCAGCAAGCUGCGCCUUGUCUGCCUUGCAGCCUUCAUCCUGAAGAAGUGCAAGUUUGAGAAGGACCAGAAGAUGAUUGUCUUUUUCUCAAGUUGCGAGCUGGUAGAGUUCCACUACAACCUUUUCCUUCACACCCUGCUUUGCCACUCCGGGACCCCUCCUUCAGAGAAGCUGCCAUCUGCCUCCUGGCCACUGAAAUUCCUUCGGCUGCAUGGCAACAUGAAGCAGGAGGAAAGAACUUCUGUGUUUCAUGAGUUCUUACAUUCUGGAACUGGAGUCCUACUCUGCACAGAUGUUGCAUCUCGAGGCUUGGAUCUCCCACAAGUCACCUGGAUUGUUCAGUACAGCGCUCCGUCUUCACCUGCAGAGUACAUUCACCGCAUUGGAAGGACUGCCCGGAUCGGCUGUCAUGGGAGCAGCCUGCUCAUUUUGGCUCCUUCGGAGGCAGAGUAUGUCAACUCGUUGGCUUCUCACAAAAUCAAUGUCUCUGAGAUUAAGAUGGAAGGUAUUUUGGCUGUCCUGGCAAAGGAUGAUUGUUUUAAAAGGAGACAAAGGGGAGCCCAGAGAUCCCAUGCCACUGGCUCCCAGGAAAUCCGAGAGCGAGCCACGGUGUUGCAGACAGUGUUUGAAGAUUAUGUGCACUCCAGUCAGAGGAUGGUCUCCUGGGCAAAGAAAGCCCUGCAGUCCUUCAUCCGAGCCUAUGCCACCUACCCCAAGGAGCUGAAGUCUAUCUUCCAUGUCCGGUCCCUACACCUUGGCCAUGUGGCUAAGAGUUUCGGACUAAGAGAUGCUCCUAGAAACCUCGGUGUCUCUGCUGUGAGAAAGGCAAACUUUAAAAGGCCUGACCCUCGGAGGAAGACCCAGAGGAAGCACCACCUUGUGCCUGCUGAAGUCCUGCACUCGGAACACUCCAGUGGGCUGGAGGGCAAUGGCACGAAGGGCAGAAAGCAAGGCCUUCGGGUGGCACUCAGCAAGCCUGGGCCACGGAGAUAAUGAAGCUGCUUUUGCAUCCGGAAGCUGCUGCCAGCCAGCAAGCUUCUCUGGGCUGUGUUUUAAUUUCUACAGGACCAGGUCAGGGUGGAUCCAACAUGGCCUCUCAGCUUUAGAUUGAUGUCCUGUUAUUAGUGAAGAUUCUGAACAAUGACUGGCACCUCUCCCUGAAUACAGACUCACAAGAGCACAGACCCUCACCUGUUGGGGGAGGAGCCCUGAUGAGACCAAGUAGGCGGGGCCAGUGCUAGACAGAUACCCACCUUUGGCCAGUGAGAUCGCGCUCAUGGACAGCAAGCAUCCUGUGUCAGCCUGGAGGAGUGUAGCUCCUGGCAAGCUUGCCAGAUUAAGCAGCCACAUGUGUAUUGCAUGAGUGCUGUAAGAUAAAAGAUGUUAAAAACAGGAAUUGAACUUUGUACAGAAGGAUAAAGUAAUUAUUGAAUAGUUAUUUUCUUAGUCCACAUGUUCUGUUAGGAAGGGCCGAGGGCUUUUACUUUAGGUCAAAAGCCUGGCUGUGUUGGAGCAGCGCCUCUGUCAACGCUGUAAGCGCAGCACAGCACCAUGCGUGUUGCCUCCCUUCAUGUCCACAGAGGACUCUCUUUUCUCUGGGCUAAUUGAUUUACUGGUGCCUUUUUAUUAUUUGCCUUUGAAAUCAAAAGGCACCAGCACCCGAUCUUGCCUUUUACCCUGGGGAAGCCUCACUGCUCUUCAAUGUCUGAGGUCUUUGUGUGUGACCUAGACCCAGAACCCACACACCAUUGUGCUUCUGGGAGGUUUGAAAGAGGACCCCUGGAGCGUAUUGAUUUCUCAAUAAAUGUAAGAUUUGGGCACUACAGAGGACUCAGGAGAGAAAGGGUUAAAGCUCAGCGUGCUCUAUUCAGACACCAUUCUGUGUCUGCUUUCCUCUGGGUUACUGUGUGCCCAGCCCACCCAGGCCCUCUGAAGCCAGCCCUAGGGCAAGUGCUGUGGUACCACUCUGCUCCUCCUGAGAGCUGGCAGGGUGGACACUGUGGCAGGGAGAGGAGGAAGGUCGGGGAACACCCACACUAGGAAAAAAAAUGCUAUGGAUGGGGAUCAUGGCGGUGCCAGGGUUGGCAGUCACAGAAUUGGGAAAGCCUGUUGGUGAGAUUCAGGAGAAUGUGAAGCUGCAGCAGGUGUGGGGCUGACUGCACAAAUCGGCCACCUUUCUUUGGAUUUGUAGUGACGUACAUGAUUCUGAUGGGAAACAAGGGAUCAAACUAUGAAGAUUGACCGAGCUGUGAGGAAACAGGAUUAGUGCCUGUAAACAGGGAUGGACACGUAAAAA